GUUUGAGCUUCAGCCAUCUCAUUCUCAUUACAGCCCCUGUCUUGGCCAGGCACUGGAAAAGUAGACAUGCUGCACCAUCUAGACUCAGUAAAAAAGACCUGUGAAACUGCAUGUCACCCCAAUAUUGACAACUCCACAGUCUGGACUGCCUCCUUAUCCCCCAUAGCAACCUCAGACACAGUAAAUAAGGGGAAUGUGGAAUAAAACGCUGAGGAACUCUGCAUAGGGUCACAGAUGUGAAAUUUCUGUAUUUCUGAUAUAAUUUACUCCUGAUGUUUAACAACAAAAAGAAGAGAGAGAACUUGAAACCUAAAAUAAUGUCUUUCAUGGUCAAGGGUUGGUUGCAGUCUCUGUAUUGAAAGAUUUUUGAGUGGUAACUCAACCAACAAGCAGCUAGCUAACCAAAAAUUCAGAGCUUCUUGUGGGAGGAGGGGAAGAGGAUUCUCCAGGCCCACUGUGCUCUAUAUCUCUGUCACCUUAUUGUAAGUGAGAAGUGACACACACAAAUGGCAUGUGCAACUAGGCUUAAAAUAGCCCUCCAUCAAACCCACACACAUUCCCUGGGCUCCUUAUAUGUCCUAAUGCACAUGCUGCUUCUCUUUGAGAGGAUUGAUUUACAUGGGGCACUGAUGCCCUGCCCUGCCCCUCUCCCCCAGUAAUUGCCAAAUGCUCUUAAACCGCUUGGGAGAAAUCACAGGAAUUCAGGAUCCCUCGUUCCUUCAUGCAGCCCUGAAGGCCGCAAAUGGUGACCUAACAGAUGCAGUCAACUUCCUCACUGAGGAGUGUGUUAAAGAGCCAGGCCAGGAAGCAGUCGCUGUGGAACCAUCUGACUGUGAAGGGAGUGCUGUGGGCAAAGAGCAACCCACCAACCAGUCCAAACGGCUUCUUAUCCGCUUCCCAUGUCCUAAUCAAGAUGUGAUUGAUCUAACUCCUGAUAACAAAGAUGACCUCCAGGCAGUUAUUGCUCUCAGGUUCCUGGAGUCUCUGGAAGUUCAAGCAGUGGAAAGAGAUGCUAACAGGGCCCACAAAGCAAAUGCUGCUGAAAACAAAAAUCGCUCCAAAAGGAAACGGUGUGAAGUCUGGGGAGAGAAUCCCAAGCAGAAUGACUGGAGGAGAGUGGAUGACUGGCCUGUUGGCAUGAAGAACAUUGGAAAUACGUGCUGGUUUAGUGCAGUCAUUCAGUCUCUCUUCCAGCUGCCGGAAUUUCGUAGGCUGGUCCUUAGUUAUUCUCUCCCGCAAAGCAUGCUUGAGAAUUGUCGAAGUCGCAGUGAAAAGAGAAAUAUUGCAUUCAUGCAGGAACUUCAAUGUCUCUUUGCUUUAAUGCUGGGGACACAUCGUAAAUUUGUAGACCCCACUGCAUCACUGGAACUUUUAAAAGGCGCAUUUAAAUCAGCUGACGAACAGCAGCAAGAUGUGAGCGAAGUCACACACAAGCUUCUGGAUUGGCUAGAGGAUGCAUUCCAGCUGUCUGUGAAUGUAAACAGCCCUCGAGACAAAUCAGAAAACCCAAUGGUGCAACUCUUCUAUGGGACUUUCUUGACUGAAGGGGUCCAUGAGGGCAAGACCUUUUCUAAGAUAGAGACCUUUGGCCAGUAUCCCCUUCAGGUAAACGGUUAUCGGAACUUAAACGAAUGUUUGGAAGGGGCCAUGGUAGAAGGGGAGAUUGAGCCACUACCUUCUGAUCAAUCAGUGAAGUAUGGACAAGAGCGUUGGUUUACAAAGCUCCCUCCGGUGUUGACCUUUGAACUCUCCCGGUUCGAGUUCAAUCAGUCACUAGGGCAGCCAGAGAAGAUUCACAACAAGCUAGAAUUUCCCCAGAUUAUUUAUAUGGACAGGUAUUUGUACAGCAGUAAAGAGAUUAUUCAAAAGAAGAGAGAGGAGACGAGGAAGUUGAGGAAGCAAAUAGCAGUUCUUCAGCAGAAAUUGGAAAGAUACAUGAAAUAUGGCUCUGGCCCAAGCCGCUUCCCAUUACCUGACAUGCUACAGUAUGUUCUUGAAUUUGCCAGUACAAAGCUACCUUUAGUUGUUCCCUCUGCUCAGGACUCUCAGAUGACUCCUGCACAGUCCCCAGCUGAGAGCUGUGGUCUGAAUGAACCUCUGCAGCAAAAUAGUGUAUUAGAAACAGAAAGUACUGAGAACGCUGAAGGUGCAGCAUCCACUCUGAUAAACCCUCCGUCCCAGGAAGAAUUAAUGAGCAAGCUGCCCCAGCCCUCCUGUUUACCAGCAGAAAUCCCUGAAUGCCCAGCUCCUCGUGUGGUCACUGAGGAGGAGAUGAGCCUAGUUAGGACGUGCCUGCAGCGAUGGAGGAGCGAGAUUGAGCAGGACAUCCAAGAUCUGAAGGACUGUAUUACCAGAAUCAACCAAUCCAUUGGUCAAAUGUAUGGUGACCCUGUCCUCCGUCAGGUUCCUUAUCGCUUGCAUGCUGUCCUGGUUCAUGAGGGCCAAGCAAAUGCCGGUCACUACUGGGCCUACAUAUACGACCAGCCCCGGAAGAGCUGGCUCAAAUACAAUGACAUCUCUGUGACAGAAUCAUCCUGGGAAGAACUGGAGAGAGAUUCAUAUGGAGGCCUGAGGAAUGCCAGUGCCUAUUGUCUGAUGUACAUCAAUGAUAAGCUGUCCCACUUUGUUGCAGAUGCUGCUGCUGAUGCAGAAACGGGACAGUUUCAGAAAGAAGUAGAACUUCUGCCACCUGAACUCCAGAAUUACAUACAAGAAGACAACUGGAGGCUUGAACAGGAGGUGGAGGAAUGGGAACAGGAGCAGUCCUGCAAGAUCCCUCAGAUAGAGCCUUCAGCUACUUCUGAAUCUCAGGAUUUCACUUCUGAAUCAGGACAAGACCAAUCCUCAGGCUGUGAACACAGCAUACGCUCGCUGUCCUCCGAACAUGCCAGGAUUGCAAAGGACCAGACUGCCCAGGCCAUUGCAAAUACAGCUGAUGCCUAUGAGAAGAAUGGUGUAGAGGCUGCUCUGUGUGAGCCAAAGGAGGCAGAACCAACGAAGACCCAGCUGAGAGAAACAGCCCUUACAGUUCAGUCAGAACAGCAACAAGAUGCUAAAGGGACAGAGUCUGCUGCCCAGCCUAGCUCACAGGUCUCUGAAGUGGAGAUCCCCAGAGUGGGGAAGAUUCUGGUUAGAUCUGAUGCAGAUGGAUAUAAUGAGGAGGUGAUGCUUAGCCCAGCCAUGCAGGGUGUGAUCCUGGCUAUUGCUAAAGCCCGUCAGACAUUUGACCGGGAUGGGUCUGAAGCAGGGCUUGUUAAGGCAUUCCAUGAAGAGUACUCCAGACUGUAUCUGCUGGCCAAAGAGACCCCAACCCCUCACAAUGACCCCCGGCUGCAACACGUGCUCAUCUACUUCUUGCGGAACAAUGCUCCCAAGCAGGUAGUGGAGCGGACCCUCCUGGAGCAGUUUGCAGAUAGAAACCUCAGCUACGAUGAAAGGUCAAUUAGCAUUAUGCAAGUAGCACGAGCUAAGCUGAAGGAGAUUGGCCCUGAUGAUGUGAAUAUGGAGGAGUAUAAGAAAUGGCAUGAAGACUACAGUUUAUUUCGCAAGGUGUCUGUUUACCUGCUGACAGGGUUGGAACUCUACCAGAAUAGAAAGUACCAGGAAGCACUGACCUACCUGGUGUAUGCCUACCAAAGUAACACCUCCCUGCUCGUGAAAGGACCCAACCGAGGGGUGGAUGAAUCACUGAUUGCUUUAUACAGAAGAAAAUGCCUCUUGAAGCUGAAUGACAUGGCAGCGGCUUUGUUUGUAAGCCGUGCGGAGGCAGAUGUGUUGGAGGGCAUUAACAUCCUGAAUGAGCUGAUCAUCCCCUGUAUGCACCUCAUUAUCAAUAAUGACAUCUCCAAGGACGACCUGGAUGCCAUUGAGGUCAUGAGGAACCGCUGGUGCUCUUAUCUGGGACAAGAAGACAUGGAUGCCAACCUGCAAAUGAAGCUGGGCGAACUGCUCCCCAGGCUCCUGGACUGCUCUGCAGAGGUCGUCAUUCUAAAAGAACCCCCGAAGAUCCGGCCCAACUCCCCCUACGACCUCUGCAGCCGCUUCGCAGCCGUGAUGGAGUCCAUUCAUGGGGCCGCACCUGUGACUGUCAAAUAAACUUCCAGCUUUCCAGCCCUAGAUGCGGUACAUAGGAACCCACCUAUUGGCGUAGUAUCCUGCUGUCAGACAACAUUCGAAUGGGAGAGGGAGGAGAAUAGGUAGAUAAAGACGAUUCAUAUCCAGAUGUAAACCAUGCUCUUGGUGUCGAUACAAAGGAAUGAAAAGCAGUAUUGCACUUAAGAUACAAUUGUCAAUGAGAAUGCGAAGGGCAGGAACCACUGUUGUAAGAUGGCACAAUAUAUGGCUGGCAGUAACAGCUGCUUCUCAUCUCCACAACAACGAAAAAUGCACUGUCUCUCCGUUCCUUGCCCCUUUCUAAAAUGUCCCUCAGGCAAGAUACUUGGGACAGUGACAACAGCCGCACAAGAGAAUGGUUCCUUGACAAAUCUGUGACAUUUAUUAGCUUGGUUCUGGCAAACACAUCCACACCUUUCUAAAUUCUUAGCUGAAAGAGCUUAUAAAUCCAGAUCUUGGCAAAGUACGGCUGGCAGGAGUCUGAGUCGGGAGACUGAGAGACAGCGAGGAUUGAUGGCACACUGUGUAUGCAAGACAGGCAGUCAGUCAUGUGUGCAGAUACAUAUUUUAGUUGAUUGAAGUCAAACAGGAAGUUAAGUUGUCUCUUGUUUUUUUAACAGUCAAACAAAUAUGUCUUGUUUUGAGAUAGACAGAAGCAAAUAGUGACAGUGUACACAGUAUCACUGUGCUAAUAAUCAGUAACUGGUUAAAGAAAACAAAAUCCCCAAAGAGAAUUCCCCUCCCGGAUCUGACAAUAUUUCCUCCUCCACCCAAGGUUAUUGAUGAGAAAAUUGAGCAUUGGACACUAAGGAUAGCGUAAAAGCAGGGCCGGCUUUAGGCCAAUUCAACCAAUUCCCCUGAAUCGGGCCCCACCCCUAAGAGGGCCCCGCGCCCAAGCCCCGGUAUGGCGUACCGGCAAG
Trachemys scripta elegans is the source of this 5033-nucleotide messenger RNA. RefSeq names its product ubiquitin specific peptidase 28 (gene USP28). Lineage: Eukaryota; Metazoa; Chordata; Testudines; Emydidae. Gene Ontology annotation, cellular component: cytosol; nucleus. Bases 667 to 4095 code for a protein of 1142 amino acids. Gene Ontology annotation, biological process: protein deubiquitination; DNA damage checkpoint signaling; regulation of protein stability. The record is from RefSeq and is a predicted model, not a curated record. Gene Ontology annotation, molecular function: cysteine-type endopeptidase activity; protein binding; cysteine-type deubiquitinase activity. The transcript has 27 exons.